GUUUCAGACGCGCUCGAAAUAGCGCAGAAAGGCCGUCAUGAACCACACGGCGGGGACGCGGCUCUUCCAAGCCACGGUCACGUACCUCCGUAGCCAGCCGAUGCUCACAGAGAAGGAGGUCCAGGAUCUCCUUAUGCUCAAAGAGUACGUCGACCGAAUACACCGGUUCUACCGGCGGCGAGGCAGCACCACGAGCAGCUCCAAGGCGAGCUUUCUCACGGACAGUCUCCGGCCCGUGCACCGGCGGUCCGUCGGGUCGUCAGUCUCGAGCAUGAACGGGCUCAUGCCGACGCGGGCCGAGGGCGGGCUCACGACAGCAACCAUCAAGGGCAUUCUCGCAGCCGUCGACCCAUACAUUGAGCUCACCGAGUACGACAUCAACACGUCCGUGUUUGAAAAGAUCUUUGGCUCCACGGUCGCGUACUACUGGUCGCUCUACAAGCCCGGCGCGGGGCGCAUCGCAGUUCUCGCCGUCGCGUGGCUCGUCUUUUACAGCACGCCGCUCGAGGCAAUGGUGCUCCCGGCCAUCUCGCUUCUCAUCACGCGGCUCAUCGCGACCGGCUGCAUUGGCUGGCUCGUGCUCUACUUUUGGUCGCAACUCAACUGGCGCAUGACGCUCGAGGCACUGAGCUACUUUGACGCGUGGUUUUUCGUCACCCAUGCGGUGCUCUACGCCAGCGCCUACGCGGCCCUCUGCGCAUUCGACCCCGUGACGAUUGCGUUCAACGUCAUGGGCGUCCUCGGCUUCUCGGCCAUCAUCGCGUACGACGCGUACCCGCUCUACUCGCGCCGCACCGCGCGCUACGUGCUCGUGGUCAUCCUCCUCAUCAUGCUCGCCAUGAUGCUGCAGAUGGGCCGCCGGUCCAACGUUUUGAACCGGGAUUUGUACCUUGACCUUGCCCAUGGCUUGGUCAAUACGACGUGCACGGUUCGCCUCAACGGCACGCUUGUGCCGUGCGAGGCGUACUUGACGUGGGGCUUCAACGUCUACGACUUUGCCUUUCAGCGGCUCCAGAUCCUCGCGAUCUACAUGACCCGGAAUACGUACUGGGCCUUUCGCGCGCCGCGCUACUGCGUCAUCAUCAAGUCGCGCGUCGCAUUGGAGGAAGUGCCUGUCCACGCGAUCUCGGUGAGCCAGGUGAGCACGGGCAUGGACGUGUACCGACGCAACUCGCUCGUGCGGACGUCGCUGGCGGCAAUGUCAUCGGCGCCCGAUCUCAAUACGAUGCUACAAGUACCGCCCACCAAUACGAAUCUGCCGCCGAUGAACGAAGCGUCGACGCGCCGCCUGUCAGCGUCGUCGUCGAUCAAGGUCGCGCCAAUCAUGGGGCUCGUCAAGAACAACACGCUCAGCCUCUCGGUAUCCAAGCAAAUCGAGCGCGCCAGCUCCAACCGGCGAAUGAGCGCCAACCGCCUUCUGAGCGCCAACCGACUCUUGGGCUCCAGCCGACUCAUGGGCUCGGUGCUCCAGCGCAUCAUUCCCGAGGGCGACGCGCGCCUCGAAGACGACCGCCACGAUGCCACGACGACCAUGAUCCAGCCGAUUCCGCAAGUCCACGUACCACCCAACUUGCCCGAGUUGCCGCCCAUGUCAAUGCAAUCGGCCAAGAGUUUAACGCCCGCACGCUCCGGUCCGCACUCGUUUCGAGGCAUGCCGCCCGAGCUGGCCGACUUAUGAGUACUAGCAAUGACUCUAGGAAGAGCGUAAUGGUCUCAAUCACGCUUGGCGCCCGU
Messenger RNA from Saprolegnia parasitica CBS 223.65, 1734 nucleotides. RefSeq lists its product as hypothetical. The transcript has 3 exons. The record is from RefSeq and is a predicted model, not a curated record. Bases 38 to 1678 code for a protein of 546 amino acids. NCBI's taxonomy places the organism in Eukaryota, Oomycota, Saprolegniomycetes, Saprolegniales, Saprolegniaceae.